Schistocerca americana (American grasshopper) is the source of this 1005-nucleotide messenger RNA. Its product is annotated as piggyBac transposable element-derived protein 4-like. The transcript has 2 exons. Bases 1 to 1005 code for a protein of 334 amino acids. The record is from RefSeq and is a predicted model, not a curated record. Lineage: Eukaryota; Metazoa; Arthropoda; Insecta; Orthoptera; Acrididae.
AUGUCAAGAAGAGGCUUACGAGAUGAAGAAAUCGAACGAUUAUUGUGUGAAAUUCCAUCAGACGAGGAUUCCACUGUUGACACCACAGAUGACGAAUCUGAUUAUGAAGCAAGCAUUGUUGCGGAGGCUAUUGUGUCGUCUGAAGGCGAAGUUUCAGAGAGCGAGGAAGAAAGUGAGUCCACUCCGCCAAAACGCGCUGCUGACACAGCGCCAACUUGGGGACAACAAUUCAAUGCUACCUCAGGAAUGCAGUUCGACAGUGAAUCAGGACCAAGUGCUUUUAUUAGGGACAUUGAUGAUCCAGAACCUAUCGAUAUAUUCGAAAAAAUAUUUCCAAAAGAGCUAGUUGAGCUAAUCGUUUUCCAAACAAAUUUAUAUGCGACGCAAUCUGGCAAGUCUUUCACUCCAACAACUGACAAUGAAAUACGAACUUUCCUGGGAAUCAACAUUUUGAUGGGUAUAAAGCGUAUGCCAGCAUACAGAGACUACUGGUCUAGUGCCCCAGAACUUCAUGAUCGUUAUAUUGCAUCUCUGAUGGCAGUAAAUCGGUUUGGAUGGUUACUGAGGAACAUUCAUCUGAAUGAUAACACAUUGCAUCCAGAAAAAGGACACCCAGGUUAUGACAAACUGUACAAGCUGCGACCAGUGAUCAAGAUACUAUCUGAAUCUUUUUCCAAGUGUUACCAACCCAGCAAACACCUAGCAAUUGAUGAGUCAAUGAUCAAAUUCAAAGGCCGCAACAGUAUGAAACAAUACAUGAGAGAUAAACCCAUAAAGCGUGGUUACAAAGUGUGGAUGCUGUGUGACAAGACCUCUUACAACUUGAAAUUUGAUAUUUACACCGGAAAAGCAAAUAUGGCCAGAGAUGACCAGAUAUGUGCUUCAUCCACUGGGCAGGGGAGUGCUGAGUUGAUAGACCUGCCAGUGCCUCCAACAGCAACUCGGUUCCCAGCAUUUUAUACCCAUAGCAUCCUGUUCAUUUGCACCCUGGUCCACUUGAAGUAA